Ixodes scapularis (black-legged tick) is the source of this 1680-nucleotide messenger RNA. RefSeq names its product insulin-like growth factor-binding protein complex acid labile subunit. Gene Ontology annotation, molecular function: protein binding. Lineage: Eukaryota; Metazoa; Arthropoda; Arachnida; Ixodida; Ixodidae. Bases 1 to 1680 code for a protein of 559 amino acids. Gene Ontology annotation, cellular component: plasma membrane. The transcript has 3 exons. The record is from RefSeq and is a predicted model, not a curated record.
AUGGAGCCAGCGAACAGUCUCUUGGUAAAUCCUCUGAGCACCAAUUUGGUUAAUACUUUUCGCAAGCCUUCAACCACAAAAGCCGUCAGGACCAAAAAGAGCACUGUUAUGUUACAGAAACCGCACGAUGGCGCAACACCGGUUCGCUUUUACAGGUCUCCGGCACUCCUCCUUCUGGGUCUGCUCACGCAGACGCAUACGAUGACGGGAACCACAGAAGAGCUGACCCCCAGUGUCUGUGAGCCCGCAGACCAGCCAAUGUCCUGUCGCUGCGACGAAGUGCGGGACCCCGGUAUGGAGGGCGGCACGGAAGUGACGUGUUUCGUGGUCAGGACGCUGUCGGCUGACCACGCCGUCUUCAAGUCCCUGGAAAGGCUACCGUCAGUCGUGGCGGUCACCUUCACCGCGUUCGGAGAGACGUAUAAGUUGGACUUCGUGCCCACUGUGUUCCUGCGUCGGAAACCGCUCCUCGAUCGCCUCAAAUUCUCGCAGGCCGAGCUGGGCUCUCUGAAGAGUCACUCUUUCUACAACCUCUCCAAGCUCGCCGUCCUUUCUCUCGACUCCAACGGGAUCACGCAGCUCCAGAAGGAUUCUAUCGCCCACUUACCACGGCUGAGGAAACUCGAACUGGGAGACAACAAACUCGAGCGUUUAACGACGCGUUCGUUCCCCCACCUUCCCCUGCUGACCUACCUGUUCCUUGAGCGGAACCAGAUCGAGGUCAUUGAGGACCUCGCCUUCGCGGGGCUCUCGAAGCUGAAAGAGCUCGACCUGAGCGACAACGCGAUGACCAACCUGACCGAGCGCACGUUCGAGGGCCUCUCCCAGGUGAAGCGUCUGGACAUGUUCAGGAACAAGCUGCGGCGGUUGGACGCCCGGGUCUUCGGCGCCAUGCCCCUCCUGUCCGAACUCGACCUCAAGUACAACGAGAUCUCCGAGGUGGAUCCGGUGGCCUUUGACGGACUCGCGCACCUGACGGUCCUGUACCUGUCCCACAACCGGCUGCGCGUCUUGCCUGCCAACAUGUUCGUCGGAGCGCCCAAUCUGGUGAACGUGGACCUUUCGCAGAACAGGCUGCUCACGCUUACCUGGAGGACGGUCGAGGACUUGAGGAAGAUCGGCGCGGAGUCCUUCGACAUGAGCCUCACUGGCAACAAGUUCAGCUGCGACUGCCGCCUCGCCUGGGUCUUGCACCUGGAAAAUGCCACCAGGAGUGACAAGUUCCGGCGCGAGCUGCGACACGUCAAGUGCGACUUCGAAGCCCAGGGCAAUCUGAGCAGCAGCAAGGUGUCCCGACUCAGUGUCAGUCAGCUGGGCUGUUCCGAGGACUACGCUAAACCCAGCUUCGUCACGGCAUCGCGCGGCAAGGUUCCCCCGCGGCGUCCGUCAGUCGAAGACAAGGGAAGACGUGGCGACGACAAUGAAGGAAACAAGAUCGUGGGCGAUGGCGCCGUUUUGAAUGUUCCUGACACGGUAACCAAAAAUGAACGCGACCGGGACGCGCAGUCGAUGGACAACGACGUGGAAGUGGUGCUCAGCCAGCAGAAGGCGCUGCGCAAACAUACUUCUAGGUCUCGGAAGAGCAACGGGAGCCCAGCUAAAGCCGUGGCGUUUGCUCUUCAGGCACUCCAGUUUAUGGGACUGACUGCGUUCUCCAAGACCCUGUCUACGUGUAGGUGA